GGGUAGACCCUGAACAUGGCCACAGAAAGUUUUGCAGACUUCUUGAAUAAGCUCAAGGAAAUCCAUGAGAAAGAGGUUUUAGGACUGCAAACAAAGCUCACAGAGCUGACAACAGAGAAGCGUCGAGACGCCCAGAGAAUUGAAGAGUUAUUUGCUAAAAACCACCAGCUACGAGAACAGCAGAAGAUCCUUAAAGAAAAUGUGAAAGUGUUAGAAAACAGGUUGAGAGCAGGUCUCUGUGACAGAUGCAUGGUUGCCCAGGAGCUCGCCAAGAAGAAGCAGAAUGAGUAUGAGAACUCCCACUUCCAGAGUCUCCAGCACAUCUUCAUCCUCACUAAUGAAAUGAACAGGCUGAAGGAAGAAAAUAAAAACCUGAAGGAAGAACUGAAGAGGCUACGGAGCCUGGAUGACAGAACAAAGCACCAAAGACUCCUCCCCAGAGAAAGCAGCUCCAUCCCGGACUCACCUUUGGCUUUACUCUCCUCAGUAAGCCGGAAACCCAGCACAGACAAAGCGACUAGCAGAGAAGCAGAAGAAGGGUAUCAUGAACAGCCUGGCGAACAGCUGGGAGAAGAGACGUCUGCAGGACAGAGAUGUUCUCUGGGCAGUAGGAUUUCUCCAAGUGCUGUUCUCCAAGAAGCACAUGCUCUGGAAAUGACUUCCCAGAGGAUAGCUAACCAGCUGCACGGAACCAUCGCUUUGGUGAGACCUGGCUCCAGACUGUGCCUCCCUGAAAAAAUCUCGGCCAGGAGAGCAACGUCGCCAGCAGCAAGAAAAAACUCACUGUUCCUGGAGCGUGAGCGCAGCCCCAGCCAUGAGGCUUGCUUAAGAACAAACAAACCAGAUUCCCACAAAGCCACUUCGUCCUAUGGAACUCUACCGCUGACCACCAGGCAGGAGCACCUCUGCCUUCUUAACAACCAUUUCUCUCUGCCCCAGUUUGGACUCAGGAGUAACAGCGCUUCUGCAGAUAGGGACAAUAGCUUGCCAAGCCACUUGCUACAGGCCAGAGAGACUGAAGGCAGAACAAGGCUGCAGGAGGAAUGGGAAGAUCAGGCCGCCAUUUUAGAACUCCCUGGAGCUGUGGUGUACAUGCGGGACCAGCAUCUGGAGGAGAGGCUUCCGUUUCUUAAGCACAGAGAGAGGCUCCAGUAUCUCCUGGCACAGCAAGGAUUCAGGGCCAGGACAGAAGGCGACCAAAAUGCAACUCCGGUUCCAGCUGCUCCUGAGGAAAGGCCCCUUUCCCCGCAGCCGACCAUGGGGUGCAAAGAAGAGAGGUCAUACCUGGAGGAACCUGUAGAAGGGAAAGUUGUUUGGAUAAACAGGGACAACGUGGAGCAAAGGGAGAAGGCAGAGGCAGCAAGAGAAUGUCUCCUGGACGCACCUCUGGACCUGUCAGAUUAUGGCAGAAGGAAUGAAAACCUGAAACCUGCCAGCUGGCACAAAUCCCCCACACAGCGUGAGGCUGACAGUCCAAGUCCAAUCCGUACAGAAAGCCCCACUCUUCAGACAGGCCGGAGCUCCAGCGUGCUGCCAAGAGCAGAGCAUGAGAACUCCCACCUAGCCUGCAGCCAGCUCCCUGCGGCCAAACCCCUGCAAAUCGGCCACAAGACUGAGCAGUUCAGUGCCAAAGAGCAAGAGGCCCUUGCGGCACCUUUGGUCCCUUCCUCACAAGGACAGCCCGCGGGCAAGCUAACAUCGUGUGAUCCUGCAACAGAUUCAGAGAUCAGGGUGAGAGUGUAUCCUAGGGCACAGAAGCGAGAACCAGAUGCUCAAACAGAGGAAGACGAUGCAGAGUCUGUGAAGCAGGACUCGGAUGAGCCCGACACGUCGGACAGCGAGGUGGCUGCCACUUAUGAACAUGAAACCCAUCAAGAAGAACACGCAGAAGGAAAACAUUUGUGCACAGAGGACAAGGAUGAGGUCUUGCAAAAGAAAAGGAAAAGACGGCAGGAUCCAGGGACAAAAGCAUAUAAGAAGUCAGUGAGAGGAAGAAGGAAAAUCAAAGCUCCCCAAGCACCUGCUGAUGCAGCAGAAAUUACAAAGGAAAUGGAGCACAACAGCCCGGCUUGCGGCAAUGACGUCUUUGAGGAGAACUAACUGAAAAGUGCAACAGGAAGUAAUAUCCCAGACGGUGUGGACUGCGGGAAGAGGCUUGGACCGGGAGCCAGAGAACCCAGUGUUUGAACCCCAGCUCUGAUAGUGACUCCCUCCGCAACUUGGGCAAGUCACAUAACCGCUCUCCCCGCCCAUGAAAUGGGGAUAAAGACAUUUUGUUAGCUCGUGGAGGGUUCCAGGGGGACUAAUUCCCAACGACGUGGAAAGCACUUUGAAGAUCCUUAUGAAGUGCUAAGAGUUAUUGCUGGGUCUGAGGCAUGAAAACCUAGGCACACAGCUGAGAUCCGUGUAGCAUGGCAGUGGUGAACUCCAGAGGAGCCGGAGCAACCCAGCUGAGCUUCCACUGGUUUUACACAAGGCCUAGAGAACAAACAGCUCGGUGCUUUUCACUCUCUUAGAGCAGAACCUCACUGGAAAACAAGAGCUGGUGGUGCCUGUCCUUGAUGGCACCGUGCUGACUCAGCUGUGUAUCGCUGCUGGUGCCUCCGGGUCUGAUUCCCUUCUCCAGCGCACCAGUUCCACCCUGGUGUCACUCCCACACUGAGUCACUACCGGUUUAUGGCCUGAUGCUGCACCUUGCUGGAUCAGGCCCUUGUGCUGCUGCCUGCGAGAGAAUUAAGGCCUUAAAUGCAGCGCUGCUUUGGAGUGCUGGAGUCAGGGCAAGGAGCAGAGACUUUAGAGGACGCAAUGCCAUGGCAUUUCAUACAAGGAGAAGCACUUCAAGGGGGUAAUUACAAAGACAAGCUGAUGGGAACAGGGAUAAACACGUUAAACAUCCCAUUUGUGAGUUUCUGGCUGUAGGAUAAAAGAAGGUGACAAGCAGAACACGUUGCACAAUUAAAUGUGCUCAAGCCUGCUUUUCCCCACAUUUACAGCCUACAUUGAUUAAAUCGCUGCACAGGUUGACUAUAA
This is a messenger RNA of Trachemys scripta elegans, 3030 nucleotides long. RefSeq names its product RBBP8 N-terminal like (gene RBBP8NL). Gene Ontology annotation, cellular component: site of double-strand break. Lineage: Eukaryota; Metazoa; Chordata; Testudines; Emydidae. The record is from RefSeq and is a predicted model, not a curated record. The transcript has 13 exons. Gene Ontology annotation, biological process: DNA double-strand break processing involved in repair via single-strand annealing; double-strand break repair via homologous recombination. Gene Ontology annotation, molecular function: double-strand/single-strand DNA junction binding; double-stranded DNA binding; Y-form DNA binding. Bases 16 to 2100 code for a protein of 694 amino acids.